This is a messenger RNA of Rhipicephalus sanguineus (brown dog tick), 3258 nucleotides long. RefSeq lists its product as uncharacterized. Gene Ontology annotation, molecular function: zinc ion binding; nucleic acid binding. Gene Ontology annotation, biological process: DNA integration. The transcript has 2 exons. The coding region runs from base 1 to 3258 and encodes 1085 amino acids. The record is from RefSeq and is a predicted model, not a curated record. NCBI's taxonomy places the organism in Eukaryota, Metazoa, Arthropoda, Arachnida, Ixodida, Ixodidae.
AUGACGGACUCGGCUACGGCAGCUACGAACGCCGCGACAGGCUUCUCUUUAAAGCCUCCUCAGCCAUUUACGUUUGAUCAAGCCUCCGAGUGGCCUGCAUGGAUCCUCGAGUUCGACGACUACCGCUUUGCAUCGGGUCUCGUCCAUCAAGAGCGUGAAAUGCAGGUACGAACUCUGCUCUACGUAAUGGGUCGCCAAGCGAGACAAAUUUUCAACACGUUCUCGCUCUCCACGGAAGACAGCAAAAACUUUGACCUUGUCAAGGCGAAGUUUGACUCGCACUUCGUCCAAGCGAGAAACGUCGUGUACGAGUCAGCGUGCUUCAAUCGGCGGGAACAAGAGCCCUCCGAGACCGUCGACCAAUACGUCACCGCCCUAUACAACAUGGCAGACAGGUGCGACUACGGUGACUUGCGGGAUCGCCUCAUCCGCGACCGCUUCGUACUGGGACUCCGCGACAAGAAGCUCUGCGAAGCCCUACAGAUGGACGCUAACCUCACACUCGCCAUGGCGCUCGCUAAGGCACGCCAAAAGGAGUCCGUGCACAAGCAGCAGCAGCAGCUCCUUCAGGCCUCCGGGGAACCGUCCUCUUUCAAGUCAGAGUACACCGGUCUCGACGCCGUCUCCCACAAUCACCGCGGCAAAGGCAAGAACCUACCGCGACCGCAUAACAACGCCACGAAAUCAAACAUUCAAUCGUGCGGCUACUGCGGUGGAGCGCCUCAUUCUCGUUCUCUGUGCCCAGCAAAGACUGAGAAGUGCUCGAAGUGCAACACAAGGGGACAUUUCGCUCGUGUUUGCAGAAAAGUUCCGUCAAGAGACAUCUCAACGCUCGAGCAAGGAACCUCAGCGAUGUUUCUUGGGGCGGUAAACCAACCAGCCGACGCUCAGCACGACUCAAGGCUUGUCGAAGUCGACCUGAACGGCUAUUCACUGAUCGCAAAGAUCGACACCGGUGCCCAAGUUUCUGUUGUCCCGGCUACGUUUGCUGGAAUUCCUGAACAUCUCCAGCCAGCAAGCGAAACCCUCUCAGGACCGAGCGGCAGGGCAAUUCAGGUCGUCGGGAAAUUUGACGCAACGAUCACGUGGAGGUCGCGAAGGUCGAACCAAGUCGUCUACGUUGUGCAGCAUCUGAAGCAUCCCCUCCUUGGAUUACCUGCCAUCGAAAGCUUGGGAUUAGUCAAGUUUCUGUGCGCCACGGAACGCGUUGAGGAACGAUAUCCUGAACUUUUCAACGGUCUGGGUCUGCUGCCGGGUGCGUACACAAUUCGCCUCAAUCCCGCGGCUGUGCCGUAUUCCGUUACCGUGGCAAGGCGCAUUCCUGUGCCCCUACGGAAAGCAGUCGAGCAGGAGAUCAUCAGCAUGCAACAACAAGGAGUGAUCCGCCCUGUAGAAGGCCCUACGGACUGGUGCGCCGGAAUUGUUCCGGUAGUGAAACCCUCAGGAGGUGUCCGAAUAUGCGUGGACUUCACCCGCCUCAACUCUUCAGUCCUCAGGGAAAGAUUUCCCCUCCCGUCAGUUGAACAGACGCUCGCUUUAUUAGGUGAGGCAACCGUUUUCUCAAGACUAGAUGCAAAUUCAGGCUUUCACCAAAUCCCUCUUUCCCCGGCAUGCCAAGAUCUGACAACAUUCAUUACGCCAGUUGGACGCUUUUGUUUCACGAGACUUCCAUUCGGCAUAACGUCAGCACCGGAGUAUUUCCAAAAACGCAUGUCCGAAAUCCUGAGUGGACUAACAGGAGUCGUCAAUCUCAUGGACGACAUUCUCGUCUUUGGCCGCGAUCAAGCCGAGCACGACGGAAACCUUGACACGACUCUCAAGAAGCUUGCUUCCUCUGGAAUCACCCUCAACCGCUCUAAAUGCGCUUUCAGCGUGAAGGAGGUGACCUUCCUAGGCUGUGUCAUCAGUAAAGGCAUACGUCCCGACCCUAAAAAAGUCGAGGCUAUCAAGUGUCUCCCGCCGCCUACAGACGUCGCCGGAGUCCGCCGGAUCUUAGGGAUGGUGAACCAUCUGGCAAGGUUCCUGCCAAAUUUGGCCGAAAGGACAGCCGCUCUCCGCGUUCUCCUCAAGAAAACGUCGGAGUGGACAUGGGGCCCCGCUCAGGAGAAAGACUUCCAAAACAUCAAGGACCUCAUCUGUUCGGACCAGUGUUUGGCAAAAUACCAUCCGGAAUAUCCUACUACACUCUCAGCAGACGCAUCAGCCUACGGAUUGGGCGCAGUACUGCUACAAGUGCAACCGGAUGGGAACAACCGCCCAGUCGCAUUCGCCUCAAGAUCCCUAACGCCCGCCGAAACGCGGUAUGCUCAGAUAGAAAAGGAAGCAUUGGCUCUAACCUGGGGAGCCGAAAGGUUCGAAGAAUACCUGCGUGGUCUCACGGCAACCUUUCAAACAGAUCAUCAACCUUUGAUCACCCUCCUGGGAAAAGAGUCUCUCGAUCUGCUGCCACCACGAAUGGUAUCCGACAACGGCCCGCAGUUCUCGAGCUCGGCAUUCGCAGAAUUCGCUAAAGCAUACGGCUUCAACCACACCACAAGCAGCCCUGUUCAUCCGCAGGCCAACGGGGAAGCGGAACGCGCCGUUCAAACAGUGAAACAUCUGCUCGAGAAAGCAGACGAUCCGUACCUCGCCCUACUGGCCUACAGAGACACGCCGGGGCCGACAGGCUUCAGCCCGGCUAAACUGCUCAUGGGACGCCAGCUACGCUCUCGAGUUCCUGCAUUUCCUGCCCUCCUAGUUCCCGGAAACGUCGACAACAAACAAGUGACGAAAAGGGACCUCGAAGCAAAACAACGCCAGAGGCGAAACUUCAACCGUCGUCAUGCGGCUAAGGACCUACCAGCUCUCUCUCCAAACACCCGUGUCUGGGUGCGAGACCUCAAAUGCGAGGGGGAGAUAACUCAACAAGCAGACACUCCCCGCUCCUACUGGGUCCAAACAGAGCGCGGACACGUGCGUCGCAACAGAAAGAUGCUCGUCCCAUUACCGGCCUCACAGAAGAAAGCGCAACCGCUUCCCUCCUCAUUAUUCUCCGACACUGACGACGAAGAUUUCGAGCCGUCGACAGUCGCGGGACCGCUAGCUGCCCUCUACAAUGGAGCUUCGUCCCAGCGAGGUGACCCGCUGCGAACCGACAGCAAUAAUUCACUGCCCAAGCCAGUCAACGAUGCUGCAGCAGAGACAUCGAGGGUUCCAGCAACAACCACCCGUUCCGGCCGCAGAGUGUUUGUGCCUGAACGUUACGGUGUAGUCACUUAA